Molecule: messenger RNA, 666 nt
Organism: Adineta ricciae
Lineage: Eukaryota; Metazoa; Rotifera; Eurotatoria; Adinetida; Adinetidae
Source: the annotation of a GenBank genome assembly
AUGCCGCCUGAUCUAAUUAAUUCACUCAUUUGUGCACUAGAUGAAAAUGCUGCACCAUUUUUGUUUGCUGAUACGAUUGACAAAGCAUGGCUUCUUAUACAAGAGCAUCACGACAAACAGAUUUAUUUCAUUUCAUCAGGCUCACUUGGCAAACAGGUUAUUCCGAAUAUCAAACGCGUAUACCCUCAAGUUCAUCAAUUCUAUAUAUUUUGUGGUGAUGAAAGUAAUUACAUUGACUUAGUUAUGGAAAACUUGUCCUGUUUACAGAUAUUAUCACAUGAACUUAAUUUACUUGUGCGACUUACACGUGACAUAUCUAAACGCAUUAUUAUACAAGGACAAGAUUAUUUAAAUUUAAAUUGCGGAACAGAUGCAUUGAAAUGCUUCGAAAAUGCCGAAAAACUAGAAUUGACAGCGAAUCAAGUCGAUAAAUUGAAUACUCCAGAACUAAAAACUUUAAAAAUACUAAGGGGUCAUGGUGGUGAUAUUGGACUUAUUCAGAGAGCAAAAAAUAUGACAACUGGGCAACAACAUUCACAUCAGGAAGGAGCAAAUGCAACAAAUUCAGCACCACGAACCGAAAACGAAGAUGCUACAGAUUAUUUAGCAUCGGCUGCUAAUGAUGAUGACGACCCUAUUGCGCAAGAAGAAUCUGGAGGACAAUGA